GAAACAAAUUGGCUUUUCUACACAUUUUAUAAAAACUGCUGACACUUUGCUGACAAAAACAUUGCUUUUUUUAAAGACUCGCACUGUACAUUUUUAUUAAAUAUGUACGCUUGUCGCCCACUGGCUCGAUACCUGAAUGGUAGCAGUCUGAUCUUGAGGCAGCUUCUCAUCCGAAAACCUCUGACCUCGGCUCGCCUGCUGGCCAGCCAAGGAUCGAAGGAUGUCAAGGCGAGUGGACCCACGACAAUUGGUCCCGGUGGUAAUAUCCUGGUUCCUCCCGUCACCCUGAAAGUAAUACCCUUUCGCAUGCCCCCCGAUUUGCCCUACGACGACCGCAAUAUGUUGCUCGGGCGGGAGUUGUCGCCACACUUGACCAUCUACAAGAUCCAACUGACCUCGACCUUGUCGGCCUUUUUGCGUAUUAGCGGCUUUGUCCUGGCCGUUUUCGUUUGGGUUCUGGGAAUAGGAGGCCUCUGCCUGCAAGGCGAUAUGGAUGGAUUUGUGAAAAAGGUCGAGAAAUGCGACUGUCACGGUCUUGUGACGAUGACCAAGGUUAUGGUGGUUAUGCCAUUUGCCUACCACCUGGUUGCCGGUACCCGACAUUUGAUCUGGUAUUUAAACAAAUUCCUCACGAUUCCGGAGAUCUAUGCUACCGGCUAUGUUUCUGUGGUCCUGUCGAUUGCGCUGGCGGCCGGUUUGCUAGCCGUUGACGUCGGCGAGAAGGCCAAGGAGGAGGUGGAUCUUAGCAAGCCAUUGAAAAAGGGCCAAAAGGCACCACCGAAAAAGGACGAGAAGAAGAAAGAAACACCUAAGGACGCCAAAAAAGAUCCCAAGAAGGAUACAAAGGGCAAAAAGAAAGAAGACGAGGGCAAGCCAGCGAAAUGAUCACAAGGGAAUUUCGUUGUAGUACAACAUCACUCUGAAAUCCAGGACACUUUUAACGGAAAUCGCAAUGCUUAUUUAGUAUGAUUUUAAAAUUUAAAGGUAUUAAAUCAUUAAAAUAAUA
Drosophila takahashii is the source of this 1006-nucleotide messenger RNA. Its product is annotated as Succinate dehydrogenase, subunit C-like. Gene Ontology annotation, molecular function: oxidoreductase activity, acting on the CH-CH group of donors; electron transfer activity. The record is from RefSeq and is a predicted model, not a curated record. Gene Ontology annotation, biological process: tricarboxylic acid cycle; mitochondrial electron transport, succinate to ubiquinone. Gene Ontology annotation, cellular component: membrane. NCBI's taxonomy places the organism in Eukaryota, Metazoa, Arthropoda, Insecta, Diptera, Drosophilidae.